GCGUGAUUGUCGGUCUCGUAUUAUCGUUGUUUUCCCAGUAUCCCAUUCCCCCUCAGCGGCAGCAGGCUCAGCAUCAGCGGCAGCUGCGCGAACGCGAAGCGAUAUCGUUAUAAUCGUUAUUAUUAUUAAUUACGUAAUAGCUUAUAAAUGUCGCGAGUCGUGACGUCGUCCGCCGACAGGAAUCCGCGUUGCUAGGUAUAUAGAUAGUUCGUCAUCUGUCGGGAAAACCGUCGCGUACGAUAACUCUAAUCGGCGGCAAUCUGCAUGCACCACGACGAUGUACGGCGGUGCAGACCGACGGCGGCGGCGGCGACGACAUGAUUGCGAUUGCGAUAACGACUAACGACGCUUUGGGACGACAGUCUUUAGAUCUAUGAGGGGCGAAUCUGCGAGUGGCGAUUGGGUGUCCGUCCGGGGUAACGGCGACAACUACUGCACAGUCCGUGGCCGGCGAUCGUAAACACGACGCGGUGUUAUCGAUUGUCGCUCGUGAUCUCGCACGAUCAUCGACGAAAGGUAUCAGUCUCGACGCAGGAUGAUCGAAAUUGGCGGUGUACCGUUUCUUCUAGAGUGCCAACGUCGGAGACAAAAACUGUAGUGACGACGACGACGGUGCCUACUCCCUCGUUAAAUAGUAGCGAAAAAAUAACACAACGACAAUGGAUUUGGACGACGUCAACGGGACUGCUCAGACCGAAGGUAACUACAGUUGUUACGACGGCGGAGGCUGCGGAAACAACACAGCUGUAGCGCCCUUGGGUGCCGUGCUGGACUCUAUCACUGUGGCCAUGCUCAGCCAGACGUGUUUACAUUCGGUGUUCAACCAUCCUUAUUUUCAUUUUUCACAUGCCAUCAUGUUUAUUUGCUACAUGCUACCAUUUGGAUCUCCUUGUCAGUUGAUUCUCCUCAUUCGCAUUGGCCUGGCCGGUGCCACUACCAUUAUGGCGUUAUGGGCUAGGAAUGUCCAGUGCUGGGUUGAUAGCCUUUUAUGGAAUGCUGCUUCUGCUACUGUCAAUGUCGUACACAUUUUAGUGUUAUUCUAUCAACUCAGGCCAAUCAAAUUUAACGAUGAAUUAGAACUAGUGUACGAAACGCUUUUCUACCCUUUAAAAGUUAGCCGUAAACAAUUUAGGAAAAUAAUUUCCUGCAUGAAAAUGAUACGGCCUCUAAAAACUCUUGAGAUAUUUGCUGAAGAAAAAGUAACGAGGGUUGACAGCUUAUCAUUGGUACUUUCAGGAAAAUUAGUAAUAUCACAGAACGGCAAUGCUCUGCAUAUUGUCUUCCCCUAUCAGUUUCUAGACUCUCCAGAGUGGUUUGGUGUAUCUACUGAUGAAUUCUUCCAAGUAUCAGUCACUGCGGUAGAAGAUUCCAGGGUAUUAUUAUGGCAUAGAGACAAAUUAAGAUUGUCAAUAAUUACAGAUAAAUUUUUAUACACUAUUUUUGAUCACAUUCUUGGUCGAGAUGUUGUAAAAAAGCUUAUGCAGGUAAGUGAAACUAUGUCUAAUGGCCAUUUACCUAAUCAGUGGUAUGACGGAGAAGAAGCUGAAAUGGCAAAUAAUGUAAAUGAUGAGAAGCAAACAGUUCUUUAUUUAAAGCGUAAUGGUGAUGGACAAGCAGGCAUUGAAACUAUAUUGAAACGAGAGCUACAAGGCGACCCGAAUGGCUGGAAAUUGAGUAGGAUUGAAGAAGUUGACCAUGAGACUCCAGUGUAAAAAAAAAAUAUAAAAUAUUCCUUAAACAAUUAAUAAUCUUGUGAUCUUAGGAUAAGUUUAUAUCUGUGUUUUCUUUUUAACUUUGACACUUUGGUGUUAUUUUUUAUUUACCUCUGUCAGAUUUGAUUUUUGGCACUUAUCGAAUUUAACAAUCACUGUAGUAAUAUCAAUCUAUUUUAUUAACUUUUCUUGAUGUAAGAUUGAAAAAAAAGAAAAUUUAUUGACAAUGUUUGAUGAACCAAACAAAUAUUACUUGUAAGCUAGCUCUUUGUUUUCUUUGAGUAAUAACAUAAAUUUUGUUUUGUUUCAAAAGUACUGAUAUUCAAAUGUUUUAAUUAAUAAAUAUAUUACAUGUUGUUUAUUGUUGUUCAAAUACUAUAAUGUAUUAAUCAUUAAUAUGAUAAUGUAUUACUAAAGUGAUAUUUAUAAAAGUAACUAGUCCAUUAUUAAUUAUUAUAACAUUUGUAUGUAAUUGUAUAUGAUAUAUAAUACAUAAAAAUUAUAUAGAGUGUCCCUUGAUCCUCAGGACAUUAUGAUAUGCAAUGUAAACUUAUAAAAAUCCAAUUAAAACUACUAAUAAGUAA
This is a messenger RNA of Myzus persicae (green peach aphid), 2296 nucleotides long. Its product is annotated as blood vessel epicardial substance-like. Bases 660 to 1712 code for a protein of 350 amino acids. The record is from RefSeq and is a predicted model, not a curated record. The transcript has 7 exons. Gene Ontology annotation, cellular component: sarcolemma. Gene Ontology annotation, molecular function: cAMP binding. Lineage: Eukaryota; Metazoa; Arthropoda; Insecta; Hemiptera; Aphididae.